Sclerotinia sclerotiorum 1980 UF-70 is the source of this 1542-nucleotide messenger RNA. RefSeq lists its product as hypothetical. The coding region runs from base 1 to 1542 and encodes 513 amino acids. Gene Ontology annotation, molecular function: carbohydrate:proton symporter activity. NCBI's taxonomy places the organism in Eukaryota, Fungi, Ascomycota, Leotiomycetes, Helotiales, Sclerotiniaceae. Gene Ontology annotation, cellular component: membrane. Gene Ontology annotation, biological process: carbohydrate transport; transmembrane transport. The transcript is spliced from 6 exons. The record is from RefSeq and is a predicted model, not a curated record.
AUGUCUUCCACUUUAGCACUCCUGUCAAAGCACAGAGGCGCAGUCUCUGUUGCCGCCGUGGCUAAUACAGCUUCUAUGCUGUUUGGAUACGAUACAGGUGUCGCUGGAUCUGUAGUAGCACUGCAAAGUUUUUCUACAGAGUUCAAACUCUCCACUAGCGUUGCACACAAAGCAUACAUUUCCUCCAACAUAGUAGCACUGCUCAACGCUGGUGCAUUCUUUGGAGCCAUAGUUCCAGCCUUUCUCACAAAGUUUAUUGGUCGGAAGCCAACGAUGACUAUUGCAGCAGCUUUUCUUAUGCUCGGUGGAAUCCUUCAAACUGCUGCCCAACCACCCUCUCUGUCCAUGAUCUAUGCCGGACGCAUUAUUUCCGGUUUUGGUGUCGGUAUGGUUAGCAAUCUCACUCCUAUUUUAGUUGCGGAAACAGCACCGAAGGAACUGAGAGGGUUCCUAAUGGGACUUUUUGAGAUGUUCCUUGUUAGCGGAGGGUUACUGGCUUAUUGGACAACAUACGGAUGCUCGCUACAUCUACAUCCGACAAGCAAACAAUGGAGAGUUCCAUUGGGCAUCCAAAUUAUCCUCGCCGCAAUUAUCAUGCUUGGAUCAUUUCUCAUAAUCGAGUCUCCAAGAUGGUUGGCCAAACAAAAUCGAUGGGACGAGGCCGAACACGCAUUGUGCUAUCUCCGAGGCUCAACGUCCGAGGACUUGGAAAUCAAAACUGAGAUUGCAGAGAUGCAUGCGCAAAUUGAAGAAGAGAUUGCCGCGACCUCUGGUAGAUCGAUAACUGAAUUGUUUCAAUCAAGAAACCUUAUUCGUCUUGUCUGGGGAUGUGGUGUCUCAUUCUUCAGUAUUUGGUGUGGGCAUAAUGGAAUCUUGUACUACGGACCCACGGUAUUCAAGCAGAUUGGCUUUACCGCUCAGAAUGCUGCUCUGUUCGCCAGUGGAAUUUUCACCUGUAUCAAAGUCGGUGUUACCGCUCUUUUCUUGAUCGCAGGAAUUCAACAUUUCAAGAGGAAAACCUUAUUGAGUGUUGGUAGUGCUGGCAUGGCAAUCACUAUGUUUGCCCUUGGUGCAGUCUUAGCCACACAUCCACCAGCCACUGGACACACAACAAACGAUACACCUAGUGGAAAGGGAAUGAUGGCAAUCAUCUACCUCUUCGUCGUCUUCUAUUCCAUGUCUUGGGGACCUAUUGCUUGGGUCUAUAUUGGAGAGAUUUAUCCUACUCGAAUUCGUGACUGGGGAAUGGCCAUCAGUGUGAUGAUAGUCUGGCUUUUCAAUUAUGUCGUUUCCAGAGAGACUCCAAUCGCAGUCUUGAACAUUGGAUGGAAGACUUGGAUGAUCUUCGGAACGUUUAACUCAGUCGCAUUCAUCUUUGUUUGGUUCCUCCCUGAGACCAAAGGUUUGAGUUUGGAAGAGAUGGAUGUUCUCUUCAAGGUUGUGAAGGAAGAUAUUAGAAGGAAAGAUAUUGAUGAACAUGUCGUUGUGCCAAUUGGAGGCAGCGAAAAGAGCGUAAGUGGUGAGGUAGUCAAGGAGGUUUGA